Molecule: messenger RNA, 9589 nt
Organism: Anopheles funestus (African malaria mosquito)
Lineage: Eukaryota; Metazoa; Arthropoda; Insecta; Diptera; Culicidae
Gene: Octbeta2R
Product: octopamine receptor beta-2R
Exons: 9
Coding region: 1992-3566 (524 amino acids)
Biological process (GO): adenylate cyclase-activating adrenergic receptor signaling pathway
Cellular component (GO): membrane
Molecular function (GO): octopamine receptor activity
Source: RefSeq, a predicted model, not a curated record
GCCAGCCUCACAUAUCUCAUUCGAUCCCUGUAACGUACGGGUACCUGUGUAUGUGUGUCCGAGUGUGUGUGUGUGCAUGGUGACAAAGUUAGGUUGAAUGUGAAACCAUUGCCUAAAUAGAGGAUGUAAAUUAAAAGUAUGGUCAUGUGAAUAAACCAAACAACCACAAGCACCACGCUGCAGUAAAACAGUACACCAAAAGGUCACACCAGAAGCUUGCUGCUUGUUGGGUGACGAAUCUGUGCAUGCGAUAAACGGCGCCAAAUGGCGACAUUAAACUUAUCCCUUUAAAUGUAAAGCAAGUACUGCUUAGAUGGAAGUAAAAUAACCGAGGCGAGGAAAAUAAUCAGUGUCAGACUCUGAAGGACAUGGCUGAUGUGUAAGCAGCACCCAAGGCCGCUGGGUGGAAAUGGGUAAUAAAAAGGGUUAAAGAAUCGUAGCCGCAUUAGGACGAUAUCGCUUUGCUAAGAAAAUGUUCCUUAUGCUAGGAUGAAGCCAUGCAUGCUGCUGGAUGGAAAUUGUUUUUUAUUUUUAUCAAGGUUUAGUAAAGGUUUUUCCUUAUGUUGCUCGCCGUACUCCGCCGAAUUGACGUAAUGGUUAGGAAUUCGAUUAUUUUAGUAUUUUCAGCGGAAGUUUUCACUCCCGGAGUGAAUCGUUUUUGAAAGUUAUUUUGAAUUGAGUGCACGCUAAUAAGUUAAACGGCUGUAUUUUUGGAAAAUUGUGUACGAGCGAGUUGUUUGUAAAUGUUGUUUGAUUUUAUUUUUUGGUUUUUCAAUCGCCGACCUGCUUAGUGCGAGCAUUCUAGUUCCAGUGUGUGAUUUUACCGAAGGCUGUUAGGUUUAUUUUUAUUUUUCCUCCACUUUACAAAAAUACAGAUGCGUGAGUAAAAAUAACGUGUGCCGUGCAAAAGUGUAGUCCCAAAAAAAAAAAAAAAAAGGCCGGAAAAUGUCAACCGUGUGGCCAUCGAGACGCCAGUGUCCUUCAGACGUCCAAGUGGUAGACAACAAUCGGAAGAAGGCAGCAGCAAAGGCAACACAGCUUAGGCAGUGAAAUGAGAGUGAAAAGUGUUGGUGAAAAGUGAUGCUUGCGAAACAAGUAAGCUAGAUUUGUCCGAGGGCCAUCCUACCCAGUACCAUUGCCCUCCCCAAACCAUCCCGCUUCAGUGUGGCCAUUGUUAACAAAAACAUCCCAUGAUCGAUUGUUUGAACCGCGCGUUCGCGAGUGUUUAGUAUGUUUAGGUAUACGUGCUUGAUGGUUGUGGGUGUGUGAGUGCUUAUUAGUUUACUGGGCCGUCUGAAGAAGGAAUGGUAAAUUGGCCUUUUUUGUUUGGAGCGUUGCGGCAGUUAGUUAUUUUCGGUGAAGUGUAUAAAAAAUAAACCAAACGGAAAACGUACCAUCGCAUCUCGGAACGAGCGUUUGCCCCCCAAAAAACGGGACCGGAUGGGUCGGUAGCUGCAAUAAGCUGCGAAUCGAAAGGAGUAGUGCUUCAACGUUUCUAACCGGUAACCCAAUCAUCUGGCUGCGUGGAAUACUUCAAAACUAAAACCACAUAAUAUCCAGCAAAGAGUCUGGAAAAACUUUCACCCGUCUGACCCAUCGACAAAUCAUCGAAGAGGAACAUUCCUACAUUCAACUUUAUCACCCGGUGUGUGAACUAUUGAAACCAUUUCACUCAAGAUGUGUACGAGGGUUCGCAGAACUAGCAGAAAAUUAAUGAUCAUCAAAUCAAAGAUGAAGUGUCACUGAGCAGCACCCCGUAGCGAAAGCUUUGCUCCUUCCAAUGGAAUUCCUUACCGUUCGCCAGUAACCGUGUAUGUGUGCGCGUAAGUGUAAGUGUGUGAGAUAGAGCGUGUAGAGGGUGUGUUGAAGUGUAGUGUGGCGUGAAAAAAGGUUUUCCACCAACCUGAGUGAGUGAAGCAACGAAGGGGACGCACGAAGCGAAGUGGGGCCGAACCGGACAGUGUGGUGUGGUCCUGCGUCCCGUAUACUGUAUGAUGAAUCCUUCCAACGAUGACACGACAAAAUACAUGGUUUCAUCCUCGUCAUCCUCGCACCUGCAGUCGGCCGCCGCCCUGCUGGCUUCGUCGCUCGGACUCGCCGACGGUGGUCUGUUCUUCAAUCAAAGUGCCCGUGAUCGGGACGUUGGCACACUGGCGUCGUCAUCGGCGUCGGCGGCGGCAGCAGCAGCAGCAGCAGAAUCUGCGCUGGAAAGUGCCACUGCCAGUGCGGACACGCUCUCCAUAUUCGAUGCGUCCGGAAGCAGCAUAAUGUUGCAGGGCUUCUCAUCAACCGCACCCAUCGGCAGCUCGAUGGAGACGCCCGGUGCGGAUGAAUCGAUCGUCGAUGGAGGUGUUAGUGGCGAAUGGAUCGACGUGGUGCUGCUGGUGCUGAAGGCUUCCAUCAUGAUGUUCAUCAUAGUGGCGGCCAUCUUUGGCAACUUGCUCGUCAUCAUCUCCGUCAAACGCCAUAGGAAGUUAAGGGUAAUCACGAACUAUUUCGUCGUAUCGCUCGCCAUGGCUGACAUCAUGGUGGCAAUGAUGGCCAUGACAUUCAACUUUAGUGUACAAUUAACGGGAAGCUGGAAAUUUGGGUCGUUUAUGUGUGAUGUAUGGAACAGCCUGGAUGUCUACUUCUCCACCGCCAGUAUACUUCACCUUUGCUGUAUUUCAGUGGAUAGAUAUUAUGCCAUAGUAAAACCACUUAAGUAUCCGAUAAGCAUGACGAAGCGAGUCGUAGCGAUAAUGUUAUUAACUACAUGGAUAUCACCAGCGCUGUUGUCAUUCGUGCCGAUCUUUGCCGGUUGGUACACCACGGACAAGCACAAGAAGGAGGUGCUGCUGAACCCGGACAGCUGCCUGUUCAUCGUCAACAAGCCGUACGCGGUCAUCUCCAGCUCCAUCUCGUUUUUCAUCCCCUGCACGAUCAUGGUGUUCACGUACUUCCAGAUAUUCCGCGAGGCCAACCGGCAGGAGAAGCAGCUGGCCCUCCGGCAAGGCACUGCCAUGCUGAUGCAUCAACACAACGUGGGUGGGGGCGCGGGUGGUGGCAGCGGGGGCGGUACGAAUGGGGAGGCACUCAGUGGUAGUGGUUCGUCGAAGACGCUUACCCUGCACGAGGUGGAUGCGGAACAGACGCCAACCAAGGAUCGGCAUCUGAUCAAGAUGAAGCGAGAGCACAAGGCUGCCCGAACGCUCGGCAUCAUUAUGGGAACGUUCAUACUUUGCUGGCUUCCGUUUUUCCUCUGGUACAUCAUCACCUCGCUGUGCGACAAAUGUCCCAAUCCGGAUAUAGUCGUUGCACUAGUCUUCUGGAUCGGGUACUUCAACUCCACCCUGAACCCGCUCAUUUACGCCUACUUUAACCGGGACUUCCGGGAAGCGUUCCGGAACACGCUCGACUGCAUGUUCUGUGCCUGGUGGCGCCGAGAAACGUCCCCACUAGACAUUAACGUACGGCGUGCGAGCCUACGGUACGACUGCCGGGCCAAGAGUGUAUACUCGGAGAGCUACCUACGGCCCUCGUCCCAGACGGAUCGGUUCAAUAGCGAGAUCGGUGAGAGCCUGUAACGGCGGUACGAUGAUGUCGAUUCUGAAGCCACCGAGUGUACCCGGUUCUUCGAGUGAAUGGGGUACAUAUCUCUCCUUCCCCCUCUCCCUUGCGCUCCUCCUACCCCCCUUCAUGCCACAUGCCAAAGAAGACUAGAUCAUGUUGUGUGCAACCGGAAGUGGAAAAUCUCCUGUCAGAGGAAACAUGUCACAUGUCGUUACCAAGGAUACGCUACAAACGCUUCUGUUGCACUAGUUAGUACACUAGACCUGUUAAGAGUUUAUACAUCGGAAUCUAUUGCUUGGUUAUGUAUUUAUUACAUUAGCUCAUAGUUUAUUGAGUCGUUUCGAGACAAGUCUGUUUAGUUGUGUAGUGUUGUUUUAUUUUUUAAAUACUAGCUCUAGAACCGGUCACUGUUCUCGUUCGCCAGAUUGUUAUAGGUUAUCAACUUUAGGGAAUAUAAUAAUUGCACGCACACACAGUAUGUUCCCAUUAUCUGCCUAUAACGCUCAGAUAUACGCUGGUGUUUCAUAUACGUUCCCGCAUUCGUCUUCACACAAAAAAGAAUCUAUUCUCGGACAGUUAUUUCCGUCUUCUUUCCAGCAAUAAAAAAACAACGGCAAGUCCCAAAAUUAGCAUACGCUAGCGUAAACCAUCACACUUAAGCGAAGAAAAGUGGAGGUGGCUUUCUUGGCAUCUCCGAAAGGGCAAAGGACAACUGUACGCAUUCGAGGUGCAGCUGUAGGGUUGCGUUAAGAGUGAGUGGAUCUACUCUUCUUCUUACCAUCCCACUCCACUACUACUGAAAGACAGAAAAAAAAUUAGACGAAUCGCUGCCAGUUUUUAUCCAACCCGUGUCGGGGUACGUGAUGCAUUCAUGCGACACAAACCCCAAAACGAAAUGAUCUGUGCACGAUCAGUCUUAAAAGGGCGUGUGUGUGCUCGAAAGGUGUUGCAAAGUGCAACGAAUCUUGGUGUAGAAAGCGUCAAAAAAGCGUCGCACGCUGUCAAGAUGGGAAAAACGGAACGGAAGCGGAUAUGUAAACCAAUGUGACGUAAAACAUAAAUUGUAAAACAUAUAACAGAAAUCAAUUUAGUAUCACAACAUCCUUGUGCAAAACAUUAAACAAAAAGUCGAUAUACAUUCUUAACAAUAUACAGACUCGUACACAUGAUUCAAGAUACACAAAAAACACACACACAGAGCAUAACUAUUCAAAGCGGGUAUUUGUUCGUAAGAAAUUAUAGUCCGUACAUCAAACGUAUUGUGUAGUAUGUAGCAAAGAGAGAAAAAAAGGUGAGAAAAGCCGAAAAGCGAAAAACGUGCGAAUGUAACUGUAAACAUGACACAAGAAAGCUAGUGAAAAAAUGGUGAAUGAAUGUUAAUAUUUAGCAUUGCAGCAUUGUAGCAAAUGUAAUGGUGGUAUCAUUAGACAAAGUAGUAAUGGAAAAUGUAGCCAAUAAAUAUUACAAAAAAACCAUUAGAUGAAUAAGAAUGCCCAAGUUUUCGGGGUUCCUUCGGAUUGUAUGUCGAACCGAUUUACUGAACUGAAAGCAAAGCAUGCAAAGCAAACAGAUCGUUUAGCAGAUCGUAAUCUACAAUAAGUUUCGUAGUUUGUGAAAUGAAGAAAGAGAGAGAGAGAGAAAAAACCCAAAAAACUACAUCGAACGUAAAAUGUAAAUGUAAAGUGAAUGAAUAAAGUGUGUAACAAAAUUUCAUCAUUAUACUGCUACGGAAGGCGUCGAAUCAGUGACAAAAUGUUACCCGUGAGCAGUCUUAACACAAGCAAGCAAAAAAAAAAAAUCAAGUGAAAAAAACAAUAAUUUUCCCUCCCAAGUUGUAAACGAAAAUUCGCUCCAUGGACAAUACAUUCGUGCAAUAUCUUUAACACUCAAUUAUCUACCAGAUCCGGUCGGAUCACUUUUAUGCUGGCACCAUGCCAAGAUAUACACGUGCGACAUGUUGCACCACUUCGGUGGACUUGCAUUCCAUUUGGCGCAUUUUCCAGCGUUGCAUAUCGAUGUCCGCGUGCUUGUAAUGAUUGAUGGUCAAACACAUGCACUGCGAUUUGCCGCGUUGGAAAAGUAAGCUUUUCUGAUUGGUCAGUUUUAAAAGCAACGAUGGCUGCAGGAACAUGGUUUCCUUCGCUUCUGCUGCGAAAAACCCAACAGCAGGGGUUAGUUGUUUUUACUGUUUUGGAACCGGAUCGUUCGGAACGAAUUAAUUGACAAACCGAGGCAGACCGUGUGCGUGGCAUCGUUGUCUCGGAUGGGUGUGGGCGUGCGCAUGUAAAUGCAAUGAAAAACAGAUAAACAUCGCCAGCGACUUGGAACUUGGAACGGUAUCAAUUUAAAAGCAAUCCCUUCGCGAGAUCCAAUCCGCUCGCUCUCUCUCUCUGGAAGGAUGGCGAGGAUUCACUACUGUUGCACUGUUGCACUGUUUGCUUAUAAUUGCCAACGGGUCGUGAUGCGUUGGAAGUAAUUUACAUACCUUUGCCGUAGCGUUCAUCGCUGAUGUUCGUGAUUGUGUCCCGAGAUAGCAAUCGUCCCGAUCGCGAUCAAUGUGGUUCAACACACGAGACGAACAGACGUUUGAUUGCUGAAAGGUUAGCAAACAGCACAAGAGCAAAAACCCCGCCGGGUCAGUUUGGUUGUGAUUCGACUUGAUUCCUUUUCCGGAUUGAAUACAAGAUCGGAGUACGUUCGACAUCGUUUCGUAUGCAAUUUCGGAACGCGACUUCACCAAUAAUGUUGUCGAUGCGUACGAUACACUUUACUUUUCCCGUUGCAAUGAGAUGCAAAUUUCAUUUUGCGCUUUCGAAAGCUUCCAAUUCUGUGCUAAUGCUGUCUGUUUGAUCCCUUUCGAAUCAAAUAAUUCCUUCCCGUUUUUCUCGCGUUUCCCCGAGCAAAAACCCAACAGCAACACACAUAAACACACGUAACGUAAGCUGACGAAGAUAAAGAAUUCAAUAAUCAAAGGAAAACAUACCACCGGCAUAGAAAGUGAUGCAUUUGGAUGGUGCACCUCUGCUAAUGCAGAACUGCUAAAACCGCAAAGCCCUGCAAAAACCGUUACGGUUUUGCAAAACGUAAAGCGCUAAGUUGUUGGAAUAAUACAAAAAAAGCAAUAUUAAGUGUAAAAAAAUCAAGUGAAGUAAAAUUGAAGAAUAAUAUUUAAAACUGCUAGUUCGAGCUGGCGGUGAAAACAAAACCGGUGAGAUGGAAUGUUAGGAUUAUGGUAAUAAGUAAAAGUAGUCCCGAUUAAAGGUCACCGCCAUCGUGUGGGCGGAUGGCCAAUCGUUUAUCAUUCGAUGUGCACUCGUUUUUGAUGGAUUGGUAGAGAAAUACGAGCAGGAACAGUGUAGAACUAUAGGGGUAAUUUCAUCGUCCAUUUUUCUACCCGUCUCGUCGGAAAAUUGUAGAAAUCAUAGAGAAAGAAGAGAGGGAAAAAUACAUCCGUUCAAAAGGGAAAAGUAUUUUUCUUUGAUAAAUGGAGUAUAGCUUUUUUAUUGCAAUAUUUAUUUUGUUAGAGAAAUUAUUAUUUAAAGCAAGUUAAACAUAAAUGGACGAUUUGCAUCAGCGAAUGACGGCUUAAGACAUUGAUCGAAAUAUUUCGAUUAGAGAGCUCGAUAAAGGGAAACGCAUGGCGAAAUGGGGAGUAAUAUCAAAAGCGGUAUAUAAUUUUUUUUACCCUUUGAAGCGUGUACAGUAGUUUCGAAAUAUACACCCAUCACUUCCAAUAUAAAUCAAUCUUCCAAAGGAAAGUAAGUCGUUUCCAAAAAAAAACCUUCCUUCUUUUGAACCUUCCUUCCUUGCGGAGUUACACUAAUGUACCUUUCAUCCUCACCCACUUGCCCGUCUUUUCCCUCAACAACUCCCCAUUUCAAAUCCUCCCACUCCCUUCUAGCUCAUCGUUUGAUAAAGGUAGUGAUGUAGAGAGUACUUCUAAACGUCGUUGUAAAAUGUUGCAUGCAUGUGCAGCUCGUGUUGCACGGAUAUGCUUCGUCUGUAAAUGCCAGAACAUAAAUGGGGCAGACAAAAAACCAAAAACCUUCAAAGUGUGCUGUUAACAGAGAAAAUGCUCGGAUGCUUCCGGUCGGAACUAGUGUGCUAGUGUAUUUUGCAGGUACACGUGGGACGGUUGGGGAGGGCUAUCAAGGGUGUGCAUGUGACAGAGCGAAUGCAGGAUAAGGGUGUGUGUGUGUUUGUGUGGAGGUGCGUAUGUGUGCAGUAGACAACCGUUGCUGCACUGGGUGUAUGCGAGUGAGUAUCGUUGUACAAAAAACAAAGACAACUCGGAAGCGGAAGAGCAAACAAUCAGAAUCAACGCGUAGUGGAAUAUAAUUCAUAAAAUGCAAACAUUACGCAAAGUCAAAAACAAGUAACAAAUCCUUCCCUGUUUUUCUUCCUACGGACAGCGAGGCGACGGAUUGUACAUGUGGGAUGUGUGCGGCAUUACGAUACACGUUAACUAAAAAUAGUAAUACAAAACUUCUUACAAACCCCCUUUAUACAGUACGCACGCAAUUACGCACAACGCGGAAAGGUCGAGUGGCGCACUGGCCGACCGAUAAAUACUGAUGAAUAAAACGCACGCGAAACGUGUGUACGAAGGAGCUGAAGUGGCGAGAAUAAAAAAAAACAGUAAAUAAAGUUGUAUAAACACAGACAGAGAGCAUCGUCCAUCAAAGACACGAAUGGCUGGAGAUGGUUCAAUUCCUUAAAGGCAAAAGCGUUUCCAGUUAACCGCCGGCACUCGGGAGGAAUUGGUCCAAGCGCUUACUGUGUGUGUGCAUCUCGUACAUAAUUAACUUACCCAUGUAUCGUGGCUACCGAAAAUGGCAAAAUGUAACAAAUCUGGCGUUCAACAAUCAAAACUGUUUCCCUACUUUCACCGAAUGUUCCCCAUUCUCCCUUUCUCCCCCUAUGCAACCCUUCAAAGUAGACCAUAAAAAAUGAUACAAAGCAAAUCAUCCAUAGCAACCGAGUUAACCAGUGUGUGUGUAUGUCUGUGCGUGUGUAUGAGCAGGACGGGAAUAAAAAAAAAGCAAAAUCAUGCUACAGCAAUGUAGAAAUGAGAAAUAAGAAGGAGAAUGGGUGUGUUUGUGUGUGUGAGUGCGUGCGUGAAGGGGUUGUAAGUGACAGAAAGGGUUUAGAACAUUCGUAGUAGAAAAUUUAUAUACAAAUACACAAGUAGCGUUAAUGGGUCUAGUCGUAUAACUGAUGCUUAACAAAUAGAUAACUUUAACUGGUGUAAAUGUUAUCCUUAAGAUGGUGUUCAGUUUCCGAAAUCGAACACUAAACCGAACAACAAAACCACAAAGAUCAACACGAAAGCGAAACAACAACAAACCAUGAAAUUACGUUGGUCCUUUUGUAUCGCUUUGUUUUGUAUUUAACCAACUCGAUUCAUUUGGAUCUAAAGCAAAAGUAAAAGUUUCUAUUUAUUAAAAAAAAAACAAUGAAAAUCGUUAGUAGUGAAAGGUGCCAUAAAGGUUCAAAUGCUAAAAAAUGAAGUGACCCGACAUGAGGUGAUAAGAGUGAGAUUAUCCUGAGGAUAUGGAUAAAAGCUCUAGGAGCUCUGAAGAUUCUAAAUUUGCAGCAUGAGAAACAAAAACCUAACAAUCCAUCAGCGAUCACGUUCUUGGGUUCCGAAAGCACAAAUUAAAAAUCGUUCACACAUGGAUGGUAUGCAUUUAUUUCACCUAUGAGCGGGAAGAGUAGUAAGGACUCAUCCAAUAUCUAUGAUACCGAGAACAGAGUAAUAGAGAACGGAGGCUCCAGCCAGCCGUCCAGUACGGUAUGAGUGGAAUUGUUGCUGCGAGCUGCUUAUGGUGUUUUAUUUUAAACUAGGAAAAAGACUAAAAGGCCGUUGUAUCAGAGCAACAUUUGAUCAUUAGAGUCGAAGCUUAGCGUAGAAGACAAAAAGCGUAUAAUUAUUUAUUAAGUCUUCUGAUUUUCCCCCCGCCCUCAGUAAUGGUGACGUUGAAUUGAAUGCGUUUCACUGAAUAAAACAGAAAUGAUUAAAAUGAUGUAAACUUUA